This is a messenger RNA of Selaginella moellendorffii, 1823 nucleotides long. Its product is annotated as legumin B. The transcript is spliced from 5 exons. Gene Ontology annotation, molecular function: nutrient reservoir activity. The record is from RefSeq and is a predicted model, not a curated record. Lineage: Eukaryota; Viridiplantae; Streptophyta; Lycopodiopsida; Selaginellales; Selaginellaceae. The coding region runs from base 155 to 1732 and encodes 525 amino acids.
GGGUUUUAGCUAGGGUUUAUCUGAUUAGCGCCCGCCACGUCGCGCAAUGCAUGGGCGAUCUCGAGCAUGCAUUCGUCCCGGCUCCAAAUAAAUUCCCCUCCUCGAUCGAUUCUUUCUCAUCCUGCCUCCCAGUGCUCUCCUUCUCGAUCAAGCAAUGGCGAUUGGAAUGAAGAUUCUCCUCUUGCUCCUGGUGAUCAAUGCCGCGGCGUUUGCGCGCCGCGAGGAUGAGCAGCAGCGGCACGAGCAUCGUCGGCAGCGCGAGCGCCACCAGCGGAUGUUCGAGGAUUUGAAGCCCCAGGAGCCCCGCGUGGAGCUGGAAUCCGAUGGGGGCAAGCUCGAGGUGUGGGGCGGGCGUGGAUCGGGCGUGUUUGAGGACGCCAAUGUCGCUGCGUGUAGGACGACUCUCAAGCGCCGCGGCCUCUGGCUCCCUUCCUACAUCGAUGCUCCCUCAAUGCAGCUCGUUACUCGAGGAUGUGGAAGAGUUGGAGUCAUCAGCUCUCGUGGCGAUCGUCGUAGUCAAGAAACCACCUUCAAAGUUGAGAAGGGUGAUGUCGUUGCAGUCCCGCAGGGAGUGGUCGUCUGGUGGUACAACGAUCAAGACCGAGAUCUAGAGAUCGUUGGACUUGCCGACGUUACCGAGAGCACUCGUCCCGCGAGCCUUCGAGCUUUUCACUUGGCUGGAGGAAAGCAAGAAGGUCAGCAGCGCAAGGAGGAAGAGCGAAGGAGGGGUCGCGAGGAGGAAGAGGACCAGCGAAGGAGAGGCCGCGAGGAGGAAGAGGAGCAGCGCCGCCAGCGUCGGGAGGACCAGCGUCGCGAGGAUCAGCGUCGGGAGGAUCAACGUGGUGAACGCAGCGAGCAAUCUGGAUAUGGAGCGGUCAUCCACGGAUUCAGCACCGAGGUUCUCUCUCGCGCCUGGCAGAUGGACAAGAGCACUGUCAAGGAGUUGCUUCAAAGCCAGAGCGAGAUGGGAAUCAUCCGACUCGACAAGGACAUCACUUUCCCAGACCAGGAAGAGCGAGAUAACACCUUCUACCAGAACUUCAUCUAUCGAUUCGGCAAAACGAAUCCUGACAUUCGCGUCCGGGAUGGUGGUGAGCUCCGCGAGCUAAACAGCUACAAGCUUCCGGUUCUCAAGCAGCUCGGACUUGGAAUGGAAUGCGUGCAGCUCGAACAGGACGCUAUGGUUUCUCCGAACUGGUUCCGUGCUCAUCAGAUCCUCUACGUUAUGGAAGGACGUGGAAAGAUCGAGGCUGUGUCUAACGAUGGAGAGAGGGCUCUCGACACCGAUCUUGAGAAGGGAUCCCUCGUUGUCAUCCCGGCGUUCUUCCCGUCGACGAAGAUUGCCGGAAGCGAAGGAUUUCACUACGUCUCUUUCCUCACCACGGACAAGCCGAUGAUCUCCUACAUGUCUGGAAGGAACUCCGUCUACCAGGGCAUUCCUCUGCGUGUUCUCUCUCGCAUCUUAAACGUGGACGAGGAGCGCGCUAAGCAGGUCCAGCGCGCUCACGAGAGGGAAUCCGUUAUCUUUCCCUCCGAGUCUUCGGCUGCGCGCCGCCGCGACGGGCAGCGAGAUCCUCGCCGUCGAGAAGACGAGAAGCGGCGCCACGAGGAAGAGGACGAGUCUCGCCGCCGCCAUCGUGAGGAGAAACGUCGCGAGGAAGAAGAGGAGGAUCGUCGCCGCAAGAGAGAGAGCGAGGACGAGUCCAAGCGUCGUGGUGCGUGGGCUCUGUAGAUAAAAUGGUGGCCGCUUGUGUGUAGAUAAGCCUCUGUGCAGUUGUUGCGAAGAAUAAAUAUAUAAACAGAGCGUGUUUGUGUGAUUUUCA